AUGAUUUCCCUGCACAAGUUCGCUGUCUCUGUGCUCCUGAUCCUCUCCGUCACCUUUGUCUUCUUCGCCCAGACCGCUGAGGCGACCAAGGGACCCAAGAUCACCCACAAGGUCUACUUCGACAUCACCCACGGCGAUGAGGAACUCGGCCGCAUCACCAUCGGUCUCUACGGCAAGACCGUCCCCAAGACCGCUGAGAACUUCCGUGCCCUUGCCACCGGCGAGAAGGGCUUCGGCUACGAGGGUUCCACCUUCCACCGCGUCAUCAACCAGUUCAUGAUUCAGGGAGGAGACUUUACCAAGGGCGACGGCACCGGUGGCAAGUCGAUCUACGGCGCCAAGUUCCCCGAUGAGAACUUCAAGCUCAAGCACACCCGCAAGGGUCUCUUGAGCAUGGCCAACAGCGGCAAGGACACCAACGGCUCCCAGUUCUUCAUCACCACCGUCAUUACCAGCUGGCUCGAUGGCCGCCACGUCGUCUUCGGCGAGGUUCUCGACGGAUACGACGUCGUCGACAAGAUCGAGAACGUGCCCAAGGGGUCUGGCGAUAAGCCCGUCAAGACGGUCAAGAUCGCCAAGAGCGGAGAGCUCGAGGUGCCAGCGGAAGAUUUGUACGGCGUCGCAGGCGAUGAUGGCACCGAACUAGACGUCACCACCGACCAGACCACCAGCGCUGUUGAUGUCGCAACUACCCCUGCCACCAGCCAGGGCAGCAAGGUCCCCAUCCCCUCCAUUCCUGGCUCCGCGCUCAUGGAGGACGGACUUUCUUGGGGCCAGAAGCUUUUCUUCGUUGGCGCGAUUGUCGCUGUUUGCGUUCUUUUUUUACGCUCGCGUGGAGGAGCAAGCAGCUCCGGUGGCUUUAAGCAGAAGAGCAUGGCUUAG
Ascochyta rabiei is the source of this 882-nucleotide messenger RNA. RefSeq names its product Peptidylprolyl isomerase. The transcript is spliced from 5 exons. Gene Ontology annotation, molecular function: peptidyl-prolyl cis-trans isomerase activity. The record is from RefSeq and is a predicted model, not a curated record. NCBI's taxonomy places the organism in Eukaryota, Fungi, Ascomycota, Dothideomycetes, Pleosporales, Didymellaceae. Gene Ontology annotation, biological process: protein peptidyl-prolyl isomerization; protein folding. Gene Ontology annotation, cellular component: endoplasmic reticulum; fungal-type vacuole. Bases 1 to 882 code for a protein of 293 amino acids.